Molecule: messenger RNA, 783 nt
Organism: Aegilops tauschii subsp. strangulata
Lineage: Eukaryota; Viridiplantae; Streptophyta; Magnoliopsida; Poales; Poaceae
Product: receptor-like serine/threonine-protein kinase NCRK
Biological process (GO): protein phosphorylation
Molecular function (GO): ATP binding; protein kinase activity
Source: RefSeq, a predicted model, not a curated record
AUGGCCAUGACCAUGAAUGAACAGAUCGAGCUGCUGUCGAGGCUCAACCACUGCCACGUGGUGCCGCUGCCGGGGUACUGCUCGGAGCGACAGGGGCGGCAGCUAGUGUUCGAGUGCAUGACCAACGGUAACCUGGGGGAGUGCCUGGACGACCUCAAUGGGAAACCCAUGGACUGGGCGACGCGCGUCGGCGUGGCGCUGGGCGCGGCGAGGGGCCUCGAGUAUCUCCACGAAGCGGCGGCGCCGCGCAUCCUGCACCGCGACAUCAAGUCCACCAACAUCCUCCUCGACGACAGGUUCAGGGCCAGGAUCACGGAGCUGGGCAUGGCCAAUUGCCUGAUGAACGACGGCGUGACGAGCUGCUCCAGCUCGCCGGCGCGGAUGCUGGGCACCUUCGGGUACUUCGCCCCCGAGUACGCCGUCGUCGGCAAGGCGUCGCUCAAGUCGGACGUCUUCAGCUUCAGUGUGGUGGUGCUGGAGCUCAUCAUUGGCCGGCAGCCGGUGUACAAGAAGGGCGGCGGCGGCGGCGUGGACGAGAGCCUGGUGAUGUGGACGACAUCGCGGCUACGGGACAGCAGGCUGGUUGUGGACGUGGCGGAGCUGCCGGACCCGCUGCUGAAGGGCGCGUUCCCGCCCGAGGAGAUGCAGAUCAUGGCGCACGUCCAGGAGUGCCUGCAGUGGGACCCCGAGGCCAGGCCCACCAUGACCGAGGUCGUCCAGAUCCUCUCCACCAUAGCGCCCCUCGCCGAAAAGCGCCGCCGCCACCACCUGUUGAAAUAUUAG